AAAAAUAAAAAUCAAAAGUACCUUAGCUGUCAAUCAUUGAUCGUUCACAAGUUUUAUACCUCAACCUAACCCUUGCUCAACCAUCACAAUUCACAACCCUACUACCUCACUUAUACCCUCACACACUUCGCCCCUCUUUUCACUUUCUCUCUCCUCUGAAAUUUGCAGCACCACUCACCUUCAACAAUGUCGCACUUCGGCAGAGCUGGUCCUCCUGACAUUCGCGACACCUACUCUCUCCUCGUCCUCAACAUCACCUUCCGUACUACAGCGGAUGAUUUGUACCCUUUGUUCGAUAGAUAUGGCAAGGUUGUUGAUGUCUUCAUCCCUCGUGACCGCAGAACUGGUGAAUCUCGUGGGUUUGCUUUUGUUCGUUACAAGUAUCAAGAUGAAGCUGCCAAAGCUGUUGAAAAGCUUGAUGGCAAGGUCGUUGAUGGCAGAGAGAUAAUGGUUCAGUUUGCAAAAUAUGGUCCUAAUGCUGAGAAAAUUCAGAAGGGAAGAAUACUAGAGCCAGUCAAGACAAAAGGGAGAUCAAGAAGCCCUCGUCCUAGACAUCGGGAUGACCACAGGGACAGAGAUUAUAGAAGGAGAAGUCGCAGUAGGAGCAGAGAUAGGUCUGACAGAGACAGGUAUCGUAGCAGGGACAAAGAUUACCGCCGUCGAAGCAGCAGGAGCUACAGUAGAAGUCCGGACCAUCGCAAAGAUGAUGGUAAAGGGAGGUAUGAUGAUGAGAGGCGAAGCCGAAGCAGAUCAUAUGGAAGUGCCUCACCUCGUAGAGCCAGUCCCAGUCCUAGGAGAAGCCCUUCACCAAGGGCAUCUCCUAAGGAUGAAAGUCCUAAUGGACGUGCUCAAGAGGAGCGAUCUCCAGCUCCCAGGAGUGCAUCACCACGUGGGCGAUCAGCUCCUAGGAGUGCAUCACCGCGUGGGCGGCCAGCUGAUUCACGUAGUCAAUCUCCCCGCAAAUCUGAUGUAGAUGAGUAAAGGUCGCAGCACUCGACUAAUGCUAUGAUCAGAAUGCUUCUAAUACAAGCUCAAUCUGCCGGAGAGCCUUUUUCAUGUCCAUGUUGUUGUUCAGUGCUUGACUUGAAUUGAAGUGUUUGUUGAAAGUUAGAACUUUCUUAGUUGAAUUCCAUGCUCCUAUCAACUUUUCUUGGUAUGGUCCUGUUGUUUAGCUAUUGAGCUCUAUGAGCAGUUUAUUUGUCAUUAUGUUAUAGAACAUGAGGUGGUUGGAUAUGGUCUGUUAGUCUUAAAGAUUAUCUUGCGUUAUUUUUGUGUCGUUAUGCUUGCUUA
This is a messenger RNA of Chenopodium quinoa (quinoa), 1290 nucleotides long. Its product is annotated as serine/arginine-rich splicing factor SC35-like. The coding region runs from base 187 to 981 and encodes 264 amino acids. The record is from RefSeq and is a predicted model, not a curated record. NCBI's taxonomy places the organism in Eukaryota, Viridiplantae, Streptophyta, Magnoliopsida, Caryophyllales, Amaranthaceae. The transcript has 8 exons. Gene Ontology annotation, molecular function: RNA binding.